AUGCUUGAAAGCAUUGUAAGAUCGGAAAACUUCGCUAUGACUUUCUUAAAAUCAAGAUUUCACCAUCCGCAACGCCCUAGCACCACUAACACUAUAACAUUACUCUUAGUCCAAAUGACAGCAUGGCAGCAAAAUAUGAUUUGUGUUUUAUCGAGCGCAUUGAUUGUUUCGAACCGUCCCGUCCCUAGCUCACGCCCCUUGAAAGGUGUAAAUCCGAUAGCCAUUUUAAGUACAAAGAUUCAUUUUAUCCAUCUCUUUUAGAGUAAUCGUAAGUUUGAGGUGAAAGCUAUGAAAAAAAAACUAUUCAUUUGA
This is a messenger RNA of Tetrahymena thermophila SB210, 312 nucleotides long. RefSeq lists its product as hypothetical. Lineage: Eukaryota; Ciliophora; Oligohymenophorea; Hymenostomatida; Tetrahymenidae. The transcript has a single exon. The record is from RefSeq and is a predicted model, not a curated record.